Molecule: messenger RNA, 1724 nt
Organism: Vitrella brassicaformis
Lineage: Eukaryota; Vitrellaceae
Source: the annotation of a GenBank genome assembly
AACUACAAAAGACCUACAAAACACAUGACACCUCACAUGUAUAUGCCUCGCUGUUUGUCGGCAUUCAAAGAUGGCAGCACGUGACACAGCCACUAUCAAAGAAUACACGCAUCGAUGGACCAAUGGGGCAAGUUAAUUGUCUCCCCCUUUCAUGCAUCCAAUGAAGGCAGGCCUCCCUCCCGUCCCUCACCUCCUCCCGACCAUGGGGAGGAGGGCGCUUUCGUCUCCCUCAGUCAUUCAAUGCGAACGCGGAAGGACGAUGGCCUGGGUAUCGGCCACUGAGGGAAAACGUCUCUCAGGAAGUUGAGACAUGCGUUGCGUCGUCCCCAGCUGUUGUGGCUUUUGGUCAACGCAUCGUUCCCUUGCGGCCCUUCUUUGACCUCGACGUCCUCAACAAUCACACCUGUGUACAAGGAAACAUCAUGCAGCCGUCAGUCAGGAACGCUGGAUGAAUGGAUAGAUGGAUGGACGGCUGGUUCGUCAGGGUGUCUUACAUGCCUCCUCCUCGUCGCCAUUCAGGUGUGCCGCGAGCCAAUUGAAGCAUACGUCUUCGCAAUUGAGUUCUCCGUUGAUGAAGUCAAUGACAGGCCUGCACACACAAGUGUACCGUCAUGACUUGAUGUGCAUACAAUUUGCUGGAGCGCCAUUCGAGGGGCUUACCUAGGUAUGAGUCUCCUGUACGCAUCCAUCAGUGACGUAGGCACAAGAGCAGCGCUCGUUAAAGCCAUGUUGUCCUCUUGCCUCUCCGUGGGAUACAGCAACGUGUCUGAGCCGAUGACACAUUUAUGAAUCGACCGCCGCACCUUCACAGGGCCGAUAAUUCGCUGAGGGAAGCGCUGAGCUGCCAAAAGGAGCUUGUGGAUCUCGGCUGCACAUGCAGCCGAGAGAACAAUGCAGCGUUGGAUGGAUCCAUUCUGUGUGACGGUCCCUACCGCAAUGCAGGAGUUUGUCGUCGUCCAGCACGAGUGUGAAGGGUGUCUGGAUGUGCUCGCCAACGAAGUAUCUCUCCCCCAGCCCUCUGUCUCCCGGCAAGAUGCGCGCCUUGGUCGUGUUGACUUUCCUGAGAUGGUUGUGCAGCUCAUUGCGAAAAGCCUCCAGAGAUUUCCCAGGGGGAGUCCAUACAUCGAGGACAAUCUCUCGGACAAAGCUGCAGUCUUCAAGACGCGCUUUAACACACGACAUGAUCCAACGCAACGCACGGAACGGUCCCAUCCGCACAGCCACGGUGACGGACCCCUGCAAGGCGGAAACAGAGUGCCGUUCUGCGCUGCUUCUGAUUCGCUCUUGUGCCACACCUGGAGGUCGUGUAUCGCAGUGUCGUUCAUCCCCAAAGUCAGUGUAGUGGACCCGCCGGUUGAGCCUUUCCUUCUAAUGUGGGAUGCGAACCUACAUCGGCCUGGCCCAGUAUAAUCGGGGACCCACUGAUCCAAUGUCACCGUCCUCAAUGCAGAGAAGUCGUGAUCUCCUCCGGCUGCGGCAGCCUGUCUGAGGCCGUUCCAAGUCCUCCGCCUCAACAUUCGGAGCAACAGCAGGGCUGUUGUUCCCGAGAGAAGCGCCAGGAGCAUGAUCCGAAGCGGCCAGCAGGCCUGCUUCGCUCGGGCAAGCAUGGCUACAUUCGAAAGCCACACUGUACGGCGCUCGAGUUGCAGGCACGAUCAGUGAAAACACCACACAACUAUGUGCGGAAAGGGGCGAAUGCGUAUCCCGACAGCCGAGGAGGGAAC